This is a messenger RNA of Hylaeus volcanicus, 532 nucleotides long. RefSeq lists its product as uncharacterized. The record is from RefSeq and is a predicted model, not a curated record. The transcript has 4 exons. Bases 1 to 468 code for a protein of 155 amino acids. Lineage: Eukaryota; Metazoa; Arthropoda; Insecta; Hymenoptera; Colletidae.
AUGAUUCGAUCCUUGUAUCGGGUGGCUGUGAUUUUCUGCCUGCUAAUCGGGGAUGGCGAGAGCAUUCUGUUGUAUCCGGAUAGGACAUUGUUUCAGCUAGAGCCUACAAUAAUACCAGCCAGGCAGAUGAGGGAUUUGAAUCUCCAGGACACUUAUGCGACCAUCGAAAACGCAUUAGAUCGGCACGGCUGGCGGGACGGCAGGGAAUGUCUUUUAAGGACCAUUUGCGAGCUCGCGGAGACACCAUUUGGCAGGACACGAGGCCAGGACGUUCUCCAGGAGGUGAUCCACUUAAUUUUAACGCCAACGGAAGACUUGCCAGGGACAGGCAAUUCCACUCACCAGAGCGUCGACGAAUUGUAUCAGGAAGCGGAACGAUUGGGAAGAUCUGGCGGUGACUGUAUUCUGGCCUACCCCGAUUGCGUCGAGUCACCCUUGGAAUCAUUCACGGAGAUCGCGCUCACUUGAGGGGAUGGCGGAUUUAAACGUCCACUUCUCGGACCGGGUCCGAAGGGGACCGUCGCUUAUUUAU